AUGUCAACUCAACCAUUGUUCCAAUUGAGAAAAGAAUUGAGUACAUCUGUUUCACAAGAUGAAUCUGAUGUCACUCAAUCUUUCGUGGAGGAGCUUAAAUCACACAGUAACGUCGAGUCUUCGGUGGGAGACAAAUUUACAAAUGAAGUUAUUGUUACAGAAAAUGAAAAGUAUACUGUUAGCAAAUUACCAGCAAGUUUGGGAUUCCUACCUUCAACACUUGAUAUUGAAGGGCUUGUAGACACAUAUUCAGGCAAUGCCUCGGUAAAUGACCGCGAUAACCUAUACAUUUGGCCAUAUAACUCAACUCAGAAGCAACCGUCUUUUAUACGAGUACCACUACAUGAAGAGUGUACUUCAUUAAGUUGCAUUCCAUCCGUUAUAUUUACUUGGCCUGCAGCCAUUGACGACGAAAGUACGACGAAAUCAGCCGGUGUUUGCAUUGUAAAUAAAAAGUCUGGACUUGUCCAAUUUUAUGAAGACAUUGACACCAUUACCAAUAUCUCAUCCCUGCUUUCUAAAGACAAAGUCUACGAGCUUGAUUUAAGGUUGAAGGAUAAAGAAGUUAUUACAAACGUUUUAAACUGUGAACCUGCUGGAGUUGUCAUCUCUACCUCAAAUGGCCGACUUUUAUUCAUCACCAUCCGUGAUUUCAUGGGAAAGCCGUCGGUAAAUUUGAGAAGUCAACUGGUUAAGUCGCAAGUGGGGUUUUUUCGCUCAUCUAACAGAUUCAAAGAGUUUGUCUCCUUGCAGACUGGAGCCAUAUUAGGCAAAGGGGAAAGGAUUGUUUCUACUGUCACUCGUGGGGGCGAGUUUCAAGUUUGGAAUCUAUCUGCAGUUGCAAACUCCUAUAAGAGGAUUGAGGUAAAUUUAUAUGAUCAAAUCUUGGACUCGCUUCAGGAUCUUUAUCCUUUUGCGAACGGAUCGUUACAGGUUCUCAAUUCUCAUCCUCUUCCUAAUGAUCAGGCGCACUUGAUCCUAUCAUCUAUUGUUGAUCAUGACGGUACGUUUUAUUAUAUUUUGUCAACAAUUAAAUUAGACGAGAAGACGAACAGCUUCGUGAUUUUCUCGACCUACAGAUUAAACACGUACACGGCGCCAUUAACAGGUUCACACUAUCCGAAAAUUCUUGUUCCUUCAUUUUUGAAAACAGAAGUGGAUGGCGAAAUUGAUCAAAACAUAACGUCUGUCUUUGUCAUAUUUCCAGAUGCAGUUGUUCUCACUCAAACGAGCUCUCAACUUGAUCAGUCCUAUCCGUUAAGGAGGAAAUGGGAAGAUAUCAUCAGUUUCCGCGGCGAUGUCCAUCUGGUUGGUCAUGGUUACGAUGCAGACUCUAUUUUUCUGAUUAACAAGGAAAUGGGCGUUUUGAAGAUAACCGCUAACGCAGCUAUGCAUGACGGAGAACUAGGAGAUGUAAGGUUCAUUAAAUCUCAUAUUGAUCAGGCAAUUUAUUUCUCUAAUACUUCUUCAAAUUUAAUUGAAUUCAACCUUCCAGAAAAUAUCUCGUUAGAGCGUAAUGAAAUUGAAUCGGAUUUAUUGGACUCCAGUCGAGAGGUUUUACUUUCGACAUCGAGCUACAUCCCACCAAAGUUGAGUACAUUGGAUAAUCAUGUUAAGAUGAGAGUUGACCUUUUCAAACAUCUUCUAGCCUUCACCAAAGCAAACUUCUUGCACAGGAUUUCACCACAAGUCAAAUUGGAUCUGAUUGAAUCAUAUGAAGUUUUGAAUUGUGCUCAAUAUUUCUUGUCUUUCAUUGAAAACAAUAGCGAAAUAGCUGCAAAAUGGAAUGAAUUGGUAUCAGCAAGCGGGUUGAGCAAUGACUCACUUUUUCAUCAUGAAGUCAACCGUUUCCCACAGAUGCUGUCGCAGCUUUUCGAACACUUGAAUGACUUACUUGCGACAACUUCAGAUCUGAGCAUCCGAAUCUCUUACAUCGAUUUGAUUAUUUCAUGCAUAUACAAGGCAACCUUAGAAGAUGGCGAGCAGACUUUCAGAUUUGAGCAAUUUCAGAUGGCAACUUCGGAAUUGAAUGAUAACUUACCUUGGUUUGCCCAACACAAUUUUCCCAAAAUUAUUAACGAAGCUUUUUUCAUAUUGAAAGAAUCAGCAGAAGGAGCAAACAAUUUGGCUCACUAUGCAGAUAAGCUACUGAUUUUAGUGAGAGUACUCUAUUAUGUUUUCAAGCAAUUAUUUUUAUGGUAUAGCGACAAAUCCUCUAGGCAGGCCAGUGCCGAAUACCAACAGUUGCAUCAUUUGUUCGAAAGCAGCAGUCUUCAAUGGAACAGAACUUUAUGUGAGGUGAAUUAUCCAGACGAAUCCUUGAGGAUUACCGAAUUUUAUGAGGACUUGGCGUCUCUUGUUGAAACGCUGGAUGCGGUAAAUGAAGACUUGUCGGCAGAAGUGUACGAGCAGUACUUUAAAAAAUUUGGCUAUUCUUUUGCUGAAAAGCUCUUCGCAUUUUACAUCUCUACCGAUAAAUUACAGAACUUAUACUUUAAGUUUCCCGAUCAACACGAAUAUUUGAAUAAGUUUUUUGAGGAAAACCCUCAGUAUGGAAAUGUCGAAUGGAUUGGCGAUAUAUUUGAAGAAAAAUAUGGAAAAGCUCUUAGAGUAUUAACCAGAAUCUCCUGUACGAAAGAUGCGACCACUGAGGUACCACUUGUCACACGCCAGUUUCGUUUAAGCGUCGCGAAAUUAUGUGGUUUGGCCGAUGGGGGAAAUACUCACAUCGAUGAAAUUUACUUGAUUCAGGCUAGUUUGGAUGCUAUUGAUGGACAGAAAGACAUAGUUAGUAGAUUGAAUCGUGGUACUAACUUACACAAAAGAUUUGAGACCUCGGUGGUCAUUAAAGACUUUUUCCAUAUAUUAUGCCAGAGUGCCAAGUCUCAAAAUGGUUUAUCACUUUCAAAUACAAUCGAUUUUUACACGAUUCUGGACAGUAAACAUUCUUUCUUCUGUGCUCUCAAAUUGCUUUCUUUGAAUAUGAAUUACUUGUCAUUCGAAGUUACAAAUUUCCUUAACGUUAUCAUUUGGAGAAGAUGUAUCUUAUUCGAUAACUGGCAAACCGUGGGCGAUGCAGCUCAGACUGCUUUAUCUGAUACCUUAGAAGGAUACUUUAGUGAAGAGCUCUAUAAUUCAGGUUGCAGUCUUCCAAGAUGGUCUCAACUGAUAGAUUCAUCCCUCGUCACCGCUGAAUACUUUCAAGGAGAAUAUGGUGAUUUUGUGACAGACGCAAGUGGGCUCUUCGAUUUUUCAUUAAAGGAAAUUGAAUGCAUCAGAGCGUUAGGAGACGAUUUUUCUGUAAAGAUAAAGGCCAUGAUUGGCGCCGCGAAUGAAAAAACGGGUAAGAAAUGUACUGUCAACUACGAAACUAAUACCAUAGAAAAGUUAUCUACAUGA
This is a messenger RNA of Lachancea fermentati, 3399 nucleotides long. Lineage: Eukaryota; Fungi; Ascomycota; Saccharomycetes; Saccharomycetales; Saccharomycetaceae. The record is from the annotation of a GenBank genome assembly.